GUUCAUAACCUCCUUCAUAUUCGAAAAGGUUGUGAGUUGUUUCAGCAGGACGAUUCCAAUCUCACUGGUAUUCCAUCUAUACCCUUCAAAAAGAAAAAAUAAUACAGACGUUUCGAUUAGUGAAAGUUUAAAAAGAUGUAUCAACUGAAACCUUUAAUAGACUUUAAUGAUAAAUUAUCUACCAACAGUCCUAUGUAUUCUAUGAAGAAUAUCCAUACUAAAAACGUAAAUAGUGAUUGUAAUGAAGUGGUUUACGAUGAUGUAAUUUUAAAUAAUGUGGAAAAAAAACAAGACGAAUUAUUAAAACAAAUAAACGAGAUUAAAGACUUGUUGGCAAUCCUAAAAGCUGAGCUGUCAAAGCCAAAAAUAGCCAGUCCUGGAAAGGAGAAGCACAAGAUGCAUAACAAAAACGUUGACUUUUUGAAGAACGGUGUAAACUAUGAUGUUGUAUUAAAUGCAAGUGUGAAAAAUCCUCCAAAUUCCCUUUUAGUCCUGAAUAAACUGUGGCCUGACUUGGUAAAAUUUGAAUUUUCGUGGCAUGUUCAUUCAUCACUAAAAGGACUGCCUAAAAAUUUGCAGAAAUUUGAAAACCUUUCAGCUAAUGACAGCAAAAGUUCGACCAGCCAACUUAGGAUAAGAGUAGUUUGGAAAGAAGUUUGGUGUGAUUGUGAGCUGGUAGUUUCGCCUUUGAACUGCGCACCGCUUCUGGGUGAGGUCAAUUUUUUAAGAUUCCUCAAUAACAAUUUGUCUUACGAAGAAAUGGAUACUUCCACCCAAACUAUAUUUCAAACCAAAUUGGACAUCUGCCAUUGUCUUCAAUACUGUGAUAAUUUUCAGCAACAACAGGAAUACUACUCUGAUUUAAUUGAUGGGCUGGAAAAAAAUAAAUGGUUAGCUGGGAAUCAGUUAACGAUAGUUGACGUUGCUUGUUGGUCUGUCUUAACUAAUAUGAAAAAUCCAAAUCUCAAUUCAUCUUUAAGCAAAUGGUUUAAUAAUUGUAAUGCUUAUCUGACAAAGAGUAAUUGAUAAAUAAAUUAUAUGUAAAGAAUAAAGUUUUAUAU
Molecule: messenger RNA, 1061 nt
Organism: Nezara viridula (southern green stink bug)
Lineage: Eukaryota; Metazoa; Arthropoda; Insecta; Hemiptera; Pentatomidae
Source: the annotation of a GenBank genome assembly